CGUCUCUCAUCUUUGAUCCAUUGAUUGCUUAGCGGUUAAUGCAUUUAACUUAUAAGGAUAUUCGAAUAUUUUAAAACUUCUUUAUUUGAUCGUUGAACCAUUCGACGCCUGUUUCCCCGCGCCGUAACUCCUCGCAGCCCGACGAAACCACUCCGAUCCUUGAAUACACCACGGUCGUACAUACAAAAUGGCAGAGGAUGCUAUCCCCCAACCCGCUUCAGAAGCGGAGCGGGUGGAAUCCCUCAUCUCAGGACGCGCAAAACGAAGCACCGCAGGCCGACACAUGUCCGCCCUUCUCAACGCCGAAGCCGACGAUGAACUAGCCCUUCUAUUCGAAGAAGUCGAAGACGACAAUGAAUUCUACGACGCAGACCCCGACGCUGGCGAAGAUGACGAUGUACUCGAAUCCUCCUCCGAUGACGAAGACCAGGGACCCAACGCCCAAGACGAGGAUUUCGAGGGAGAGAACGAGCUACAAAAUCAGGCCAAGGCGGAGAAGAAGCGAAAGAAAAAGCAGGAGACUAUAAAUUUGCAGACGCUGCGGAAAAGAGUCAAGAUUGAUCCUGCUGCUGUGCAGUCAGAUACGGAGCCUGCUCCUCGGCCGAAGAAGAAGUCGGAGCGGAUUUCGUGGAUUCCUACGGAUGAGGAUGGGCCUACACGGUCAUCGUCGCGUCGUCAGACGAUGCAGAAUAAGGAGGUGACUCAUGCGCGGUUGAAGGAUAGCGAGGAGAAGCGUGUUCGGUUGAUUGCUACGAUGGAGGAGGCGGCUAAGAGGAAGGCACGAUUCAAGCCCAAGGGGAUGACACAAGCUGAGCGGUUGGCUGAAGCAGAGCGCGUGGAAAAGCAGAACAGCAAGAGUUUGAAUCGAUGGGAGGAGAUGGAGAAGAGAAAGACGGAGGAAAGACUUGCGAAGAUUGAAGCCCUCCAGAACCGACGUCUUGAAGGGCCUGUUAUGUCUUACUGGAGUGGUUUGGCUACGUGGGUUAAUGGUCGCUUGACGCGCGUUGGAAAGGUGGACAUUGCGCAAAAGCAAAAACAGGAUAGAGAAGAGAAAGCGAAGAAGAGCAAGAAGGCCGUUGAAAGGGAUGAUAAGAGCGGCAGUGGGAAGAAGUCUUCGCCAAUGACAGCAGUUGGAAUUUCCACGCCGGGGCUUGCUCCUGUCCCUGCUUCUGAAAAUGCGCAGGGGACGGUAUUUGGCGAGGGUGAUGCUUUGAAGCAAGACCAGGCCCCACCAAAUCAGCAAGGUGACCCUAGCACGAGUCAAGCUCAAACUCAGACUCAGACUCAGACACAUGCAGACGGCCAGACCAACGGAGAGAGUGGCGAUAAGACUCAGGAACAGUCGGCACCGGCAGUUACGGAGGAGCCUACAGAUACUCCCACCGCUCAACCACCUACAGGGGAAACCAACAAUACUCCAGAUAACGAUACAUCGGCCAAUGGAGCUUCGGAUCAGAAUCCAGUAGUGGGCACAGAACCACCACCUACGGAAGAGAUCCGUAAAGGAUCAACUGAUAAUGCAGACGAAGCACCUAAAGGAGACCCAAUGGAUAUCGACCAGAAACCAGAAGAGCCGGCGAAGGAACCCGGUCCGGAAAUAACACAACCGCCAGAAGAAGCAUCGAAGGCUGCGCCUGCGGGGCAAGUGGAGGAGAUCAAGCUAGAUGCUACCCCUCAAGAGGCAUCACCACCUGCACCAGCUCAGGCAACAGCUCAGAUAGGGACUUCUGCACCGGCGGUUGCUGCAGCACCGGCCGAAGACGUGCCCAUGCCAACACCACAGGAACAACUGGCUCCUGAAAUCCACAUGGAUCAACAACAGCCCGUGGCAACAGAUGAGGGGGGACCAGGGUUGGGGAUUCCCCCGCCACCGCCGAUGAUAGAGCAGACGGGAAGGGCCCUUACAGUUCUGGAGAACUUCGACGAUAAGACGGCACACAGCCGGGAGUUUAAUAUCUAUUUUAAUGCGAAGAAGCCGCCUAGACUUGCCAAAAUCUCGUCGUCACUGUGCGUGAUUACGUCUCUGCCAUCACGGUAUCGCGAUCCGGAGACCUCGCUCCCCUUUUCCAAUGCAUAUGCACACAAGGAGAUCCGCAACACGGUCGACCAACAGUAUGCCUGGAGUCCGAUGCUGGGUUGCUAUGUUGGACCGGCGGGGGUAGCAGCGCGGGGCGUCCCGGAGCGAUUUUUGGGAUCAUCUCAGACCGAUGUUGAGGGGCAGUCGAAUUAAGAGGACCGUGCUGUAGCCGGGUUGUUCUACUGGUUGUCUGCAGGAAUGUCGAUAACCUGAUAACCUUGGAAGAAAUAUACGGUGUACGAUAUGGAAGAUAGUUUGUAGUUUAGAUACCCAAUUUUUUGUGUUUUCGGCCAUGUGUUAUGCAUAGCAAACGCCAUUUACCUUGGAGGAUAUGCAGGUGAAAAGAAUUCCUCAAUGAUUAUGCAGAUUGACCUAAUCCCUG
Aspergillus glaucus CBS 516.65 is the source of this 2459-nucleotide messenger RNA. RefSeq names its product putative signal transducer. NCBI's taxonomy places the organism in Eukaryota, Fungi, Ascomycota, Eurotiomycetes, Eurotiales, Aspergillaceae. The record is from RefSeq and is a predicted model, not a curated record. Gene Ontology annotation, molecular function: ATP-dependent H2AZ histone chaperone activity. Gene Ontology annotation, cellular component: nucleus. Gene Ontology annotation, biological process: chromatin remodeling; regulation of DNA-templated transcription. The transcript is spliced from 2 exons. Bases 188 to 2230 code for a protein of 680 amino acids.